AAAAUCUAACAUUCAAUCACAUCACAUAAAUGUAUGAUCAACUUUACUCAACAACUUUUUUUAAUACUUAAACAAAUUAUAUUUGUAAGUAUGGAACAAAUUGAAAAUUCAUUAGCCAAUCUUACUAUUAAAGAUUGUGACAAAGUAACUGAGUUUUUGGAGAAAUGUAAUUUUGAAAAUUUUACUGUAGUUCCAGUUUGCUUAAAACAGAAUGCAAAGAUACUUCUUGAUUUAGUUGAAAAAAUGAGUGCUGAUGAACAAAUUCUGAUUAUAGAGUGGACUAAACACACUAAACACAAUAGUUGUAAUCAGGGAAAGGAUGUUCUUGUUAAACAUAUUACGGUUCAUGGUGGUUAUAAUCUGUAUUCUUCUAAUACGAUAUUCGUUUUUCGUAAUUCUUCAGCGCUCGCGGAUUGUAUUGAUAAUCUUCCGGACUGGGCAGGAAAUGAUAUAAAAAACAUAACUGGGGAUAUAUGUCAUGCUUAUUUAAUUUACAAGAGAGCAAAUAACUAUUAUUCCCGGACGUACGAAUUCUAAUUUUAUAUAUUCCAUAUACCGCUUUUUGAUCAGAAUUUAUUUUUGCUCUUCUUGUUGCAUUUCACAAUAUAAAAUUUUCCUUUUUUUUCAAGGCUUCAAUUUUCAUUUAAAUUCACGAAUUUAAAUAAAGAGGAGAAAAUUUUGGAUAGGCACGUAAAAAUC
Rhizophagus irregularis DAOM 181602=DAOM 197198 is the source of this 699-nucleotide messenger RNA. RefSeq lists its product as uncharacterized. The record is from RefSeq and is a predicted model, not a curated record. NCBI's taxonomy places the organism in Eukaryota, Fungi, Glomeromycota, Glomeromycetes, Glomerales, Glomeraceae.